AUGAAGGAACUUCGAUAUGCAAUGCUCUUAUCUAAAAUCAAGACUGACUUAGAAAAAUCGCACCAGAAUGAUCAAAAUUGCGAUGUCAGUGGAUCAAAGGACGACAAUGGCAGAGAAAUCAAUGACGAAUCUGAUGAAAACAAGGAGGAAGAAAAAGAAGAUGAAGAAGACGAAGAUACUGAUGAUGCUGAUGCGGAUGAUGAAAAUGAUGAUGAUGACGACGAUGCUGAUGAUGAUGAUAAUCACAAUGGGGGUGACCCAAAAUAUGACAGUGACUCCCCUCUCUUGAUUGGCCCGGACUAUGGUGCAGCAGUACCCGAAAGAUCCUCAUCACGCAACUCAUCCUCCCGAAGUGAUGACAAAAGGGAAGCAUCACUCUAG
Ipomoea nil (Japanese morning glory) is the source of this 381-nucleotide messenger RNA. RefSeq names its product prostatic spermine-binding protein-like. NCBI's taxonomy places the organism in Eukaryota, Viridiplantae, Streptophyta, Magnoliopsida, Solanales, Convolvulaceae. The record is from RefSeq and is a predicted model, not a curated record. Bases 1 to 381 code for a protein of 126 amino acids. The transcript has a single exon.